AGCAGAAGACAUGUAUGACAGUACCACAGACACAUAUGAGGGCAUCCCUGGUCUACCCAGUGAGAUGCAGGGAGAGAUUUUGUACCGACUCUGCGAUGGGGUGGCAUUGGCAAAGGCUCGACAGGUUUGCCACCUCUGGAAGCAACUUGUUGACCAGCCAGGUGACAAACAGGUGUGGUACACUGUCUGCCGACACACCAUCCCCACCACAGUCCUCCAACAGAUGACUCAGUUUAGCAGGGAGUACUUCCUCCAGACGUCUUCUAACAAAGUUGCAAGGUGCUUUGAGUGCUCCCAUGGAAGAGGGCAAGAACUUGAGGAAAAGAAGUCUUUGUUGUCCGGAGAUAGACAGAAGACUGUAGACUGCCAGUGUGUCAGACAGGUGCAGCCGUGUGUGUCAGACCCUGUGGUGUACUGGAGGGGGGUGUAUAUGGAGUGGUACAGGAGCAGGUUUGCAGGGAAGUGGCCAGUGGUGAAGACCGACUACCAUCAAACGUUUGGACCACUCAUCAACUCCAUAGCCAUCUCAGGAGACUACAUCCUGACAGGCAUGGGGAACGGGUCCAUCCUGCAGUGGGAGGCUAUCACAGGUAGACUGCUGGGGAAGUGUCAUGCCAACAUCGGAGGGGCUGUCAUGGGCCUACACUGGAGAGGUGGAUACAGCUCCAAGUACAGCACCAUCAGCCAGAGCCAGAGUCUCCAUGACUAUGUUGUUACGGGAGGGAAGGAUGGGCUGGUGUACAUCCUGCCCCUCCCCCUGACCUGGGCACUGCCUGCUCCUGAACACCCUGCACACUGCAUGCACACACACAUGCCACUGGUCGGAUCAGCUGUCAACUGUAUCAGUGUGUGGCAGGACAGAGUGAUAGUAGCAGGAGCUGCAGGAGACCUGUGUGUGCUGACCUUCCAGAGAAACAGUGCAGGGGUAGUCAGUCCACACUUCUGCCCCAACCUCCACUACAGGCUGGAUGGGGGACACUUUAAAAGUGUCAAGUCUGUGGUACAGACACAAGACAAGGCUUUGUCCUACUCGGAUAGUAAGCUGCUGCUGUGGUGCCUGUUGAGGAGGCAGUGUCUGAGGGAGAUGAGGAGAGGUGUUGGCCCAGUUACUGAGAUGAAUCUUGAUACCUGGUCUGAGGUGGAUGUGUUGGAGAGAGAGGAACAGGUGACACCAUGGAGCUGCAUUGCUGCACAUGGAGACCUCAUAGCUGUGGGGACUAACUCAGGACAGGUAACUCUGUACCACACUGUGACCAAGUCCAGAACUGUACUGAGGGUUUCUGAUGCACCAAUCACUGCGCUGGACAUCGGGGAUGAUGGGGAGGGGCCGGUGGUUGCCAUAGUAACUAAUUCAUCACCCGCUGUCUGGGUCUACCAUUGGUUCCCUCCGGAUGAUGAUGAGGAGGAGGAAGAUACAUAAAGGGCCA
Branchiostoma belcheri (Belcher's lancelet) is the source of this 1427-nucleotide messenger RNA. RefSeq lists its product as uncharacterized. Gene Ontology annotation, molecular function: protein binding. Lineage: Eukaryota; Metazoa; Chordata; Leptocardii; Amphioxiformes; Branchiostomatidae. The record is from RefSeq and is a predicted model, not a curated record. The transcript is spliced from 8 exons. Bases 11 to 1420 code for a protein of 469 amino acids.